ACAACCGCAAGAACGAUUACUUCGCCACGCGGAAUGCGAGUGUGUGACUAAUUCCUGAGGUCUGCCUCUCCUUUCCUAACCCGCGUCGCUAAUUCUCGUCGCGAACUUCUCGCCGGAGGAGCAGAGGAGCUCACAAGAGAAGGCCAUGGGGCCACCGCAGCCAGCCAAGGGCAUCAUCAGCAUCGAGGCCUGCGCGCGGCCGAUCGCCGUCGACCACCGCAUCAGCCUUCCCUACUACUUCCGCAUCGCGGGCACCCUCCUCCGCCAGGCCAAGAUAUAUCGAGAUGAGAAGAACAUCCUCGACCUGUAUGUCAUCCUCCUGAGAUAUACGAGCUUGCUGUGUGAGACCAUCCCCAAGCACCGUGACUACCCCGUAUUCAAGUUGAGGGAAGCAGAGUUCGUCAGAAACGCCAACUCCUCUACACUCAUUGAUGUUGUCAAUGAGCUUGAGUCUCUGAAGCCAGUUGUGAAGCGGCAGCUCGUUGAACAUAACAGAAGGGGUAGCCCGGAAGCUAAUGGUCUGAAUGGAACCCAUGCUGCAAGUUUAAGGACGGAGAAGCAUCCUCCAACCACAUAUUCCACACAGCCAUUUGUAGGUUCAUUGCAAAAAUUCUACCCAGACGGGAGGCAUCACGUGGCAUCAUGGACAAGUAUCCAAACUGAUAGGCAGAUCCGCAAACAUUUUAUAAGUGGAUAUUUGAAGUUUGGCACCACAUUAAUUGUUUCUGGUGAUUGGUCAUUCUACACUGUACACAUUUCGGAGUUGUUAAGCAGAGAUGACCCCUAAAAAUGUGUGAAGACAU
Triticum urartu is the source of this 803-nucleotide messenger RNA. The record is from RefSeq and is a predicted model, not a curated record. NCBI's taxonomy places the organism in Eukaryota, Viridiplantae, Streptophyta, Magnoliopsida, Poales, Poaceae.